AUGGAGGGAGGUGUUUUCAGACAGCUUGAAAAGUUAUCGAGCAUGUUUGAGGGCAGCAGCAAUCCACCAAAUGGCUCGCAGUAUUCUCGUCAUUACAACACCAGACGACGCGUGGCCAUCACCGAUCAUUCUUCCGAUGAUCAGCCGCCAACACAUGGAACUGCCAUCAUCGAUGUUGACCCAGUUGCCUCUUCUUCUGCUAUUAGCAGGGACAACACGCCACUAAAUCAAAGCAAUUAUUAUUGGAUUAACCAGACUUAUUAUCAACGUCACUAUAACUUCCCAGAAGGCUUCAAUCUCUCUGCUCUUCCUGUAAUUGAUAAUGCUGAGCCCAUGCCCAACACUGCCUUAGUGCCUCCUGAGACUGCUGCUCCUGCUGCUCUCCAGACAGAGGCUCCUGCUGCUCCUGCUGCUCUCCAGACAGAGGCUCCUGUUGCUCCCGGGACAGAAGCUCCAGCUGCUCCUGGCACAGAGGCUCCAGCUGCUACCGAGACAGAGGCUCCAGCUGCUACCGAGACAGAGGCUCCUGCUACUCUUGUUGAGGCUGAGUCUCCGGCAGCUCUUGCUGGCCCUGCGUCUAGACCUACCAGCAUCAAAAUAAUAUGCCUUCUCCUUCUUCUCUUAGGUCUAGGCAUUGCUGGUGCCAUAGCCGCUCUACAUUUUAAGAAGUAA
Carica papaya (papaya) is the source of this 672-nucleotide messenger RNA. Lineage: Eukaryota; Viridiplantae; Streptophyta; Magnoliopsida; Brassicales; Caricaceae. The record is from RefSeq and is a predicted model, not a curated record.